AUGGCGACCCUCGGAAUCAAUGGCGAGCGCGCCUACAACAUUGGUGUCGCCAUUGAUCCCGUCGCCCUGGUGGUGACAGAAUGCAUCACCGUCACCAGCGCGAUGCGCAAGCACGCCCGCUGGGCUCACUCCUCCAUCUCCUCCAUCCUCGGCACCUCUCCCACCGCACGGUUGCCUCCCUCCGACGCACGCGCCACGAAUCACGAACGAAACCGCGCCAGCAGUAAAAUCGACCUCAUCGAUGACGACGGCACUCUCACCUCGCGAUGGGGCCUUCGGGGCAAGAAGGGGCACAGCAUGCAAGACAACCCGCUCAUGAGCGCCUUUGCAAAGCUGCGGGUGGAUUUGAAACAGUGCAAGGACAUCCAGACGUUCGAAGCGCCCGCUCUGCUUCAGCCGUUUCUGCAGGUCAUUCGGAGUAGCAGCACCACCGCUCCGAUCACGAGUCUGGCCUUGAUUGCCAUUACGAAAAUGUUGGCGUACAAUGUCAUCAACCCUACGAACCCCAAUUUCAGCUAUGCGAUGCAAUUGCUGGCCGGCACGGUGACGCAUUGUCGAUUCGAAGGCGACAACACUGCGAGUGACGAGGUGGUGUUUCUGAGGAUACUCAAGCUCAUGGAAGAUAUGAUCCGUGGGCCGUCGGGCGAUGUGCUUGGGGACCAGAGCGUGUGUGAGAUGAUGGAAUGUGCGUUGUCUAUCUGCUGCCAUUUGCGCAUGAGCGAGGUUCUGCGCCGGAGUGCGGAGAUCAGCAUGGUUACAAUGUGUCAGGUGAUUUUUGGACGGUUAAAAACGCUGCGAUUCGAGUUUGAGGAAGGCAGUGGUGGGGACGCCGAAGACCAGACGGUGCAAGAGCUCGAGGACGAGAUGCAGGGUGUCAAGAUUGACUCUUCGAUCAACGCCGAGACCAGCCCGGAGAAGAUGCAAAACAUUCGCGCCGGAAGCUUGGAAGUCCCGGCCCAUUCAAGUCCGUCUGAGCGGCCGAGUAUGGACGCUAAUAGCAGCCAAAUCGAUUUGCUCAAGACGGACGGAGACGAUGAUGAGCCGUUGGACAUCAAGCCUUAUGGCCUACCAUCUAUCCGUGAACUCUUUCGAGUUCUCUCUGACCUUCUGGAUCCCCACGAUCGUCAACGAACAGACACAUUACGAGUGAUGGCCUUACGAAUUGUGAAUGUCGCUCUCGAAGUUGCCGGUCCAAGCAUCGCGAAUCACCCAUCUAUGGCGUCGUUGGCGAAAGACACGCUUUGUCGAAAUCUUUUUCAGCUCGUCCGAUCCGAGAACAUUGCCAUUCUCCACGAAUCUCUGCGCGUGGCAGGCACGCUCCUUGCCACCUGCCGGAGCGUGCUGAAACUACAACAAGAGUUGUUCUUGAGCUACGUCGUUGCUUGCUUGCAUCCCCGGGUGCCGAUUCCGGACGAGGCGAAUAUCGAUCCGUCUCUCUACCAAGGCGUCCCGCAAGCUCCCGCUCUGGUGAAGCCGCAGCCGGCCUCUGGUAAUCAGAGUGGCCGAUCAACACCUGUACCGAUCCGAGACCGGCAAAAGCUUGGCAUGGAGGGUGGUUCGCGGAAGCCUGAUGCUCGAGAAGCGAUGGUGGAAAGUGUGGGUGGCCUCGUGCGCAUCCCAUCCUUCAUGGUCGAGCUGUUCGUCAACUACGACUGUGAGAUUGACCGGAGCGACUUGUGUACAGACAUGGUUGGCUUGCUCUCUCGGAACGCCUUCCCGGAUUCUGCUACGUGGAGUACGACGAAUGUCCCGCCGCUGUGCUUGGACAGUCUGCUAGGCUACGUUCAGUGGAUUGCCGAGCGCAUCGAUGAUGAGCCAGUGACGGCAAACAUGCCUGACCGCGCAGCUCUCCGAGAAAAACGAGCCAAGAAGAAGGUUAUUAUCCGGGGCGCGACCAAGUUUAACGAGAGUGCGAAAGGCGGCAUAGCAUAUCUUGCCGCACAAGGUAUCAUCUCAGACCCCAACAACCCGCGCGCGGUCACCGCCUUCUUGAUGGGUACCACUCAUGUCGACAAGAAAGUGCUUGGCGACUUCAUCAGCAAGAAGUCCAAUGAUGCAAUCCUGGACGCCUUCAUGGAUCUCUUCGACUUCGAAGGUCUGCGGGUGGACGAGGCUCUUCGACAAUUGCUCAACACCUUCCGUCUUCCGGGAGAAUCGCAGCUAAUCGAGCGUGUGGUGACCACAUUUGCCGAGAAGUACUUCGCAGUCGCCCAGCCCAAAGAGAUCUCGGACAAAGACGCCGUUUUCGUCCUCACCUACGCCAUUAUCAUGCUCAACACCGACCUUUACAAUCCUAAUGUCAAGAGCAGUAAUAGGAUGAGCUUCACCGAUUUCUCGCGAAACCUGCGUGGCGUGAAUGGCGGCGGCAACUUUACGCCGGAGUAUCUGCAAGAGAUUUACGAUGCCAUCAAGUCCCGCGAGAUUGUCUUGCCCGAGGAGCACGACAAUAAGCACGCCUUUGAACACGCCUGGAAAGAACUCCUUGUCAAGACUCAAACGGCUGAAGACCUCGUCAUCUGCCAAACCAACAUCUACGAUGCCGACAUGUUUGCUGCAACAUGGAGGCCGAUCCUCGCCACGCUCAACUACGUCUUCGUUUCCGCGACUGAAGACGCGGUAUUCCAACGGGUCAUCGCCGGGUACAAUCAGUGUGCUCAGAUCGCUACGCGGUACGGCAUUAGCGAGUGCCUCGACCACAUCAUCAUGAGCCUGGCGAAGAUCAGUACUCUUGCCACAGAGACACCGCCGAGUACGAAGUUGAACACGGAAGUGCAGGCUAGCGGCAAGAGUAUCAUGGUCAGUAAGUUUGCUGUUGAGUUUGGCAGAGACAACAAGGCGGAGUUGGCGACGUUGGUAUUGUUCAGGAUUAUCAAUGGGAACGAGGUGGCCAUCAGGGACGGCUGGACACAGAUUGUGCGCAUCAUCAUCAACCUCUUUGUGAACUCACUCGUCCCCACGUCCUUUACCUCGAUCUCUCGCGACCUGGACCUCCCUCCUAUUCCCCUUCAAUCGCCUGCCCAGGUCAUUGAGCGAAAUGACAAGGCUGGAGAGGUCGGAUUGUUCUCGGCCUUUACAUCCUAUGUCAGCUCGGUGAUGAACGACGAGCCUCCCGAACCCAACGACCAGGAAAUCGAAGCGACCCUGUGCACCGUCGACUGCAUCAACGCGUGCCGCUUCGAGGAGAUUCUGGGGAAUGUCAGCGAGCUACCCGUCGACAGCCUGAAGUCCCUGACAAUGUCGUUGUUGUCGCAUCUACCGGAGAACGACAGCCCGCGAGUCAUUGCUGUUAAACCUGAGAUCCCCGCACCGACGCCGCUGCGUCCGAACGGGACGAAAGGUGCGACGAUUGAGCCUCCCAUGUACGACCCGGCCGUUGUCUAUGCGUUGGAGCUGGCUACAAUACUCGCUCUGCGGGACGAAGAGACCAUCACCGCUCUCGGCUCGGAGGUUGCGGAGGCGUUGCAGACCGUCAUUCGUGACUCGGAGCGACUACAUCCCGUGUCGCUCAGCCGCACGGUCUUCUACCUGCUCAGCUUGCUCCGAGCGAGCAAUGAUCACGGCUACAUUCGCGCACCCGUCGUCCUGCACGCCAUUUCGAGUUUCCGCGAGGAUAUGCUCAAGGAGUGCGCCCAGCCUAUCCUGAAGGGCCUUCACAGCUGCAUCAGUGGGCCAUCGGAACUCAGGAAUGAGAUGGCGUCCUCUCCGGACUUCUGGGCUGUGCUACAUCAAUUACAGCCCAUCAAGGAGGGGGCGGCGUUGGUAUUCCGGAUUGCGGAAGCCGUUGCUGAUCCCUCCAGCUCGGCGAUCACGGCCGACAACUACGAAGCGACGGUUUCGCUGUUGAAUGCUUUUGCCACUGCGGGCAGUGUCGGGGCCAAGCAAGAGCAGCAUCGCGAGCAGCUUGCGAAGCGAGGACAGCCGCAACCACAAGACAAGAAGCCCAAGAAGGAUGAGGCCGUCGUGCGAGCAACGAAAGCCCUCGCCCUCGUGUCGAAACUCGCCGGCCGCGUACCUGCGCUCAUCGAGCACUCCCAUCUCGAGACCAACGAAGCCUGGCGGGCAUACUGGUCGCCCGUCUUCCGCUGUCUAGCCACGCAAGGCUGCAAUCCCUGCCGCGAGAUCCGCCAGCAAGCCUUCUACUCCCUCCAGCGAUGCCUGCAAUCCCCCGAGCUCGCCUCACCCGACCACAACGAGUGGACCAACAUCUUCGGCGAAGUCCUCUUCCCCCUCAUCAACCAGCUCCUCAAACCCGAAGUCUACCAAACAGACCCGGCAGGCAUGAGCGACACCCGCGUGCAAGCGGCGCAGCUCCUCUGCAAAAUCUUCCUGCACUACCUCGUCUUGCUCAGCGAGUGGGAGGGCGUGCUAGACCUCUGGAUCAAAAUUUUGGCCGUCAUGGACCGCCUUCUCAACAGCGGGCAGAACGAGAGUCUGGUGGAAGCGGUGCCGGAAUCGCUGAAGAAUAUCCUGCUCGUCAUGAGCAGUGGUGGCUACUUGCUGCCUCCUUCGCAGGAUGCUGAGCAGCAGACUGAGCAGCAGAGGCAACUUUGGAGCGAGACGUGGACGAGGCUGGAUCGCUUUUUGCCCGAUUUGAUGCCGGAGCUGUUUCCUGAUGAGGCGAGGGCGCGCAAGGAGGCGGCCGUGCGGUCUCCGCCGCGGAGAGAGUCGAAGGAUGACACGCCGAAGAGUCCGCAAAGUGCGGGCGAGAGGCUUUCGACUUCGAUCAGUGAGGCGCAGACGGCUUGA
Messenger RNA from Neohortaea acidophila, 4746 nucleotides. RefSeq lists its product as uncharacterized. Bases 1 to 4746 code for a protein of 1581 amino acids. Lineage: Eukaryota; Fungi; Ascomycota; Dothideomycetes; Mycosphaerellales; Teratosphaeriaceae. Gene Ontology annotation, molecular function: guanyl-nucleotide exchange factor activity. The transcript is spliced from 2 exons. Gene Ontology annotation, biological process: regulation of ARF protein signal transduction. The record is from RefSeq and is a predicted model, not a curated record.